This is a messenger RNA of Dipodomys spectabilis (banner-tailed kangaroo rat), 6306 nucleotides long. RefSeq names its product adenylate cyclase 6 (gene Adcy6). Gene Ontology annotation, cellular component: plasma membrane. The coding region runs from base 833 to 4336 and encodes 1167 amino acids. Gene Ontology annotation, biological process: cAMP biosynthetic process; adenylate cyclase-activating G protein-coupled receptor signaling pathway; intracellular signal transduction. The record is from RefSeq and is a predicted model, not a curated record. Gene Ontology annotation, molecular function: adenylate cyclase activity. The transcript is spliced from 22 exons. Lineage: Eukaryota; Metazoa; Chordata; Mammalia; Rodentia; Heteromyidae.
CUCUACCGAUGUGGUUUUGCACUCCCCCAUUCAGAGUGAUGGGUUCCUGGACAGGGCGCGUUGGGAGAAACCCUUUAGAGAAGUUUUGUGUCUUGGAACAGUGCCCUCCUGUUUUCUUGCCAUACUAGCCUGGCAUAGAGCGCUAGGAGUUCUGGGAAUUCUUUGGGAUGGACAGUGCCUGGAGUGGGGCUGUGGGCAGGAUGGUUGUAGUUAGUUGGACAGUUACAGAGCUCUAAAGCCAUCCCCUUGUGGGGGUCAGAGUGUUCUUGGAAGGGUCAUGCAUUCCCCUGAUAGUGUCUGCUCCUUCCUCUGUGGGUAGAAGCCAGAUGCUAGGAUAUGCUUUCCAGAGGCUGGGAACAUGGCCAGAAAUACGCCUUGUGGGAACAGAGGUCUAGGCCAGUGGUAGUGGAGGGAGAUAACAGGGCAGGGGACUGGAGAAUGAAAGGAGGCUAAAGCAAAAUGUCAUGGCUGGGGUGGGGAGGUGGGGGGUAAUGGGAAACCUACUUAUUCUGGGUUCUGUCCCCAACAGCUCUGGGGACUGACAGCUGAGGACACAGGGUCUGAUAGAACCAGGCAUCUGAUUGGCUGGAGGGAUGUGUGUUCUGCUUAUGUCUCUCUUGUCUUUCUAUCUCUUGGGUCCUGGCAGGGGUUAGGGCUCAGAGGGUUAUAAGGUGGAGAGAAGAAUUAAUAUUGCCAAGGUCUACUACAUGAUAGGUAUUAUUGUAUUCUUUCCUCAGGACCCUUUUAAUUCCCAUUUUACACAUGAAGAAAAUCAAGCAGGGAGGUUAAAUAAGUUGUCCAAGGCAGUGGAACUAGCUAAUAAUUAUGCAGUAUGUCAUGGUUUAGUGGCCUCUUGGUUCCCAAAGUGGAUGAACGGAAAACAGCUUGGGGUGAACGCAAUGGGCAGAAGCGCCCACGUCAUGGGACUCGAGCCAGUGGCUUCUGUGCACCCCGCUACAUGAGCUGCCUCCAGGAUGCGGAACCACCCAGCCCCACUCCUGCAGCUCCUGCACGGUGCCCCUGGCAGGAUGAGGCGUUCAUUCGGAGGGCUGGCCCAGGCAGGGGCAUGGAGCUGGGGUUGCGGGCUGUGGCCCUGGGCUUUGAGGACACUGAGAUGACAACAGCAGGAGGUGGGGCAGCUGACGUGGCACCUGAUGCGGAAUCCAGGAGUGGACGAUCUUGCUGGCGCCGUCUUGUGCAGGUUUUCCAGUCGAAGCAAUUCCGCUCAGCCAAGCUGGAGCGCCUAUACCAACGCUAUUUCUUCCAGAUGAACCAGAGUAGCCUGACGCUGCUGAUGGCAGUGCUGGUGCUGCUCACCGCCGUGUUGCUAGCCUUCCAUGCUGCGCCCACCUCUCCUCAUCCUGCCUAUGUGGUCCUGCUGGUCUGUGCCGCCAUCCUUUUUGUGGCGCUCAUGGUGGUGUGUAACCGACAUAGCUUCCGCCAGGACUCCAUGUGGGUGGUGAGCUACGUGGUGCUGGGCAUCCUGGCAGCUCUGCAGGUUGGGGGUGCCCUGGCAGCCAACCCACACAGCCCCUCAGCAGGCCUCUGGGUCCCCGUGUUCUUUGUCUACAUCACCUACACACUCCUGCCCAUCCGCAUGCGGGCCGCAGUGCUGAGUGGCCUGGGCCUCUCCAUCCUUCAUUUGAUCUUGGCCUGGCAACUCAACCGUGGAGAUGCCUUCCUCUGGAAGCAGCUUGGUGCUAACGUGGUGCUCUUCUUCUGCACCAACGUCAUUGGCAUCUGCACACACUACCCUGCUGAAGUGUCUCAACGCCAAGCCUUUCAGGAGACUCGCGGUUACAUCCAGGCUCGACUGCACCUGCAGCAUGAGAAUCGGCAGCAGGAGCGGCUGCUACUGUCAGUGUUGCCCCAGCAUGUUGCCAUGGAGAUGAAAGAAGAUAUCAACACAAAAAAAGAAGACAUGAUGUUCCACAAGAUCUACAUCCAGAAGCACGACAAUGUCAGCAUCCUAUUUGCAGACAUUGAGGGCUUCACCAGCCUGGCCUCCCAGUGCACUGCGCAGGAACUGGUCAUGACCUUGAAUGAGCUCUUUGCCCGGUUUGACAAGCUGGCAGCGGAAAACCAUUGUCUGAGGAUCAAGAUCUUAGGUGACUGUUACUACUGUGUGUCAGGGCUGCCAGAGGCUCGGGCAGACCAUGCCCACUGCUGUGUGGAGAUGGGGGUGGACAUGAUCGAGGCCAUCUCAUUAGUGCGUGAGGUGACAGGCGUGAAUGUCAACAUGCGUGUGGGCAUCCAUAGUGGACGUGUGCACUGCGGUGUCCUUGGUCUGCGGAAGUGGCAGUUCGAUGUGUGGUCCAACGAUGUAACCCUGGCCAACCACAUGGAGGCAGGGGGCCGGGCUGGCCGCAUCCACAUCACUCGGGCCACGCUGCAGUAUCUGAAUGGAGACUAUGAGGUGGAGCCGGGCCGUGGUGGUGAGCGCAACGCAUAUCUCAAGGAGCAACGCAUUGAGACCUUCCUCAUCCUGGGUGCCAGCCAGAAACGGAAAGAGGAAAAGGCCAUGCUGGCCAAGCUACAGAGGACACGGGCCAAUUCCAUGGAAGGACUGAUGCCACGCUGGGUUCCUGAUCGGGCCUUCUCCCGGACCAAGGACUCCAAGGCGUUCCGCCAGAUGGGCAUUGAUGAUUCCAGCAAAGACAACCGAGGUGCUCAAGAUGCCCUGAACCCUGAGGAUGAGGUUGAUGAGUUCCUGGGCCGUGCCAUUGAUGCCCGCAGCAUCGAUCAGCUGCGGAAGGACCAUGUGCGCCGGUUCCUGCUCACCUUCCAGAGAGAGGAUCUUGAAAAGAAGUACUCACGGAAGGUGGAUCCUCGCUUUGGAGCCUAUGUUGCCUGUGCCCUGUUGGUCUUCUGUUUCAUCUGCUUCAUCCAGCUCCUCAUCUUCCCACACUCCACCCUGAUGCUUGGGAUCUACAUCAGCAUCUUCCUGCUGCUGCUGGUCACUGUACUGAUCUGUGCUGUGUACUCCUGUGGUUCUCUGUUCCCCAAGGUCCUACAGCGUCUAUCCCGGAGCAUUGUUCGCUCCCGGGCACACAGCACAGCAGUUGGCAUCUUCUCAGUCCUGCUUGUGUUCAUCUCUGCCAUUGCCAACAUGUUCACCUGUAACCACACUCCCAUACGGACCUGUGCAGCCCAGAUGUUGAAUUUAACCCCCGCUGACAUCACCACCUGCCACCUACAACAGCUCAAUUACUCUCUGGGCCUGGAUGCUCCCCUGUGUGAGGGCACCGCACCCACCUGCAGCUUCCCUGAGUACUUCGUCGGGAACAUGCUGCUUAGCCUCUUGGCCAGCUCUGUCUUCCUGCACAUCAGCAGCAUUGGCAAGUUGGCCAUGACUAUUGUCUUGGGACUCAUCUAUUUGGUGCUGCUUCUGCUGGGUCCGGCAGCUACCAUCUUUGACAACUAUGACCUCCUGCUUGGUGUCCAUGGCUUGGCUUCUUCCAAUGAGACCUUUAAUGAGCUGGAAUGCCCAGCUUCAGGGAGAGUGGCCCUCAAAUACAUGACCCCCGUGAUUCUGCUGGUGUUUGUGCUGGCACUGUAUCUGCAUGCCCAGCAGGUGGAGUCAACAGCUCGCCUGGACUUCCUCUGGAAACUGCAGGCAACAGGGGAGAAGGAAGAGAUGGAGGAGCUCCAGGCUUACAACCGGCGGCUUCUGCAUAACAUUCUGCCCAAGGAUGUGGCUGCUCACUUCCUGGCCCGGGAACGCCGGAAUGAUGAGCUCUACUAUCAGUCGUGUGAAUGCGUGGCUGUUAUGUUUGCCUCCAUUGCCAAUUUCUCUGAGUUCUAUGUGGAGUUGGAGGCAAACAAUGAGGGUGUCGAGUGCCUGCGGCUGCUCAAUGAGAUCAUCGCUGACUUUGAUGAGAUCAUCAGUGAGGAGCGGUUCCGGCAGCUGGAGAAGAUCAAGACCAUUGGUAGCACAUACAUGGCUGCAUCUGGGCUGAAUGCCAGCACCUAUGAUCAGGUGGGCCGCUCCCACAUCACCGCCCUGGCCGACUACGCCAUGCGGCUCAUGGAGCAGAUGAAGCACAUCAAUGAACACUCCUUCAAUAAUUUCCAGAUGAAGAUUGGACUGAACAUGGGCCCAGUUGUAGCAGGCGUCAUUGGGGCUCGGAAACCACAGUAUGACAUCUGGGGGAACACAGUGAAUGUCUCUAGUCGUAUGGACAGCACAGGGGUUCCUGAUCGAAUACAGGUGACCACGGACCUGUACCAGGUUCUAGCUGCCAAGGGCUACCAACUGGAGUGUCGAGGGGUGGUCAAGGUAAAGGGCAAGGGAGAGAUGACCACCUACUUCCUCAAUGGGGGCCCUAGCAGUUAGCAGGGCCCAGCUACACAUUCACCUGAAGGGAUCAAGGUGGGCAUUGAGUGAACUCUGCUUGCAUGGGCGAGCUGUGGCAAGUGGCACUGAGCCUCCAGAUCUUGCUAAUGACAAAAAGGGAACACUCCAGCAGGCUGUGCCUGGACGAUGGACCAAUGCCUCCGACUGGAUAAUCCAAGAAGCAAUUAUCCAAGCAACUUUCUUCUUUUACUUGGGACAGGCCUGUUCCCUCUCCACGUUCUUCCAGUGUUUGGGAGCAGUCGAGGGGACAGCAGCAGAAGUGGAGGUAGCCCUACCUUCCUGCCUGAGGAAUUUAAAGGGCAACUUGCCAUGCCUAACUGUUUCCCUGUCUGUGGGCAAUGGGCUCAGGGCUUGGUCCUUCCUUCCUUUCUUCUUGUUUUUGUUUUUGUUUUUUCCCUGGGAAUAUUUUGUACAGAGGCUGGGGCAGGCAUGAGGAGUGCCUAUGCCAUGCUUGCCUUUGCUAUACCCAAAACCAGUUUUUGGGUACCACUAGCCUCAGCUAGUUUUGUUUGUUUGUUUUCCUAGCUGCAGGGCAAAGGAAGGGACCCAGCUCUGUUCACAUUUCAGGGGAAUAUUUCCAUUUGCCAAAUCCUAGUCCUAUGAUCUGUCCCCAAAGGGGAACAAAGGGACCUCUGACAGCUCAGAGUUAAGCCUCGAUUCCUACAUGCUCCAGGGAAAGAGGUGUCUGGGUCUCACUGGUACUGUGAAAAUGCCCAGCCAGAGAGAAAGCCUGUGUGUGUGUGGAUGUCAGAAGAUCAGGAGCUGGACGUUCACUUACAGGUGCCAAAGAGUGCAGGAGGCCAGGGAGGGGCCAGUAUUAGCUCCCUCGAUGGCUCCUCCGGCUGUCUGUGGGCAAAGCGGGGCGGGCGGGGCAUGGAGCAUCUCUACCCCUUCUGUUGCCAAAUAGAAAAGGGUCAGGGCACUUUAAGGAAGAUGACCCUGAUCCCAAACCUGGUCCCACCCCAAGACUGGCACUGGGGAGGACCUGUGUGUUUGUGUAACUGUGUGUGCAUGUUGCUGUUUGUGUGCAUAUCUGUUUUCCAGGUCUGUGUGUGUCCUUGUGCUCCUGCUCCUCAGCUGUCCACCUGGGCUGCCCCUCUCCUAGGGGCCUCUGUCUUCUGGGAUUAAGGCAGGGUUUCAUGUUGCAAGAGAUGGAGAGAGAUGCCCGGGUAGUACAGAGGAGAAUGGGGGUGUGUGAUAGAAAAAGGAUGGGCCUGGGGAGAGGAGUUCCUUUUUUUUUUUGUGCCAAAUCCCUAAGUGCCGUUUUGGGGGCCAUGUGUGCAGUAUGACUGUCUCCCCGCCUGGGGCAGGGACCCAAGCAAGCAUUUGCUUGAGCUCCAGUGCUCUAUGCACUGGAACUGUCUGGGGUUUUGGUGGCCAAAAGCCCAGAAAAUUUCUGGGUUUGCCAGCUUGUGUCCUGGAAUGUUGUAGGCAUUGUGACUGGGGUAGUAGCAUGGGCUCCCUCUGAGGACCCAGAUACUGGUACUAGGGGAUGGGGGCAGGGAAACCUUCAACUUCAGUCUCAGUCUAGCCCAGCUAGACUAGCCCCAGCUCCCAAUCCCUGUGAAACAUGCAAAUGCUGGUAGACAGGUUAGGAAGUUGGACUCUAGAUUCCCUUCCUGCCCUUGCCUUCCUUUUACCCCUUUCCCUGCAUCCUCCUUGACUCUGGCCUGAAGUAACUGGUGCCUUGGUUUCUUUUCCUGUACCUAUUUAAGCCAGAGGCAGUAGCCUGAAUUUUGCUUGAAGUUGACUAGGAAGGCAGAGGAGAAAGAGGUUGGGGGAAGGGAGGAGUGGAAGGGACAGGAAGUUUUCUUGCCUAUCCUUAUGCUUCUUCUGAUACCAGCUCCCUGCAAGAGGCCUGAUUUCUGGCUUGGUACUGCCUGCUUUGGAGAUUUUCAUGAAUCAACAAAUGGGCCACCAGGCAACUCAUUUGCCAAAUCAGAGAAGGG